Messenger RNA from Echinops telfairi (small Madagascar hedgehog), 2192 nucleotides. It is a transcript of the gene REEP2, whose product is annotated as receptor accessory protein 2. Gene Ontology annotation, molecular function: microtubule binding; taste receptor binding. Gene Ontology annotation, biological process: endoplasmic reticulum tubular network organization. Gene Ontology annotation, cellular component: endoplasmic reticulum membrane; cytoplasmic microtubule; endoplasmic reticulum tubular network. Lineage: Eukaryota; Metazoa; Chordata; Mammalia; Afrosoricida; Tenrecidae. The record is from RefSeq and is a predicted model, not a curated record. The coding region runs from base 301 to 954 and encodes 217 amino acids. The transcript is spliced from 8 exons.
UGGCUUCUGGAGCCCCUCAGACCCGGGCCCUUAUCUUCCAGGGGGCAGAGAGUCUAUUUAAAAAGCGGGGAGCAAGGCAGGGCCUCGUCACACCCAUGGACCCAUUCCACAGCUCAGAGCCAUAGCCAACUCGCCUUGCCUCCCCAAAGUACCGGACCGCAACUGCCAAGAGAGGAGCUCAUGCCCUAAAGGCCUCCCCGCCGCCGCCCCCCUCCCAAGCUCAUCUUUGGCACCCUGUACCCUGCCUAUUCUUCCUACAAGGCCGUGAAGACGAAAAAUGUCAAGGAAUAUGUGAAAUGGAUGAUGUACUGGAUCGUCUUUGCCUUCUUCACCACAGCUGAGACCCUCACCGACAUCAUACUCUCCUGGUUCCCCUUCUACUUCGAGCUCAAGAUCGCCUUCGUGAUAUGGCUGCUGUCUCCAUACACCAAGGGCUCCAGUGUGCUCUACCGCAAGUUCGUACACCCCACGCUGUCCAACAAGGAGAAGGAGAUCGACGAGUACAUCACACAGGCCUGUGACAAGAGCUACGAGACCAUGAUGAGGGUGGGCAAGAGGGGCCUGAACCUGGCUGCCAAUGCCGCAGUCACAGCUGCUGCCAAGGGCCAGGGGGUGCUGUCAGAGAAACUCCGAAGCUUCAGCAUGCAGGACCUGACUCUGAUCCGAGAUGAAGAUACCCUGCCCCUGCAGGGACAUGAUGGCCACCUCCGACCCGGCCCCGGUGGCAGCCUCCUGGACACUAUAGAGGACUUGGGAGACGACCCAGGUUUGAGUUUAAAGGCUAGCAUGAACCAGGCAGACCCCCGGACAGAGACUUCUGAGGAUGACGCAGGGGACAAGGCCCCUAAGAAGGUCAAAUCUAUCAAAAAAAUACCCAAAGCGGAGCCACCAGCUUCCAAGACGCUGAAGACCAGGCCCAAGAAGAAGGCCUCUGGUGGGGUCGACUCAGCCUGAGGCCCCCCCACGCCCCCUGCAGGCUGCACAGCAAGGAGGGAGCCUCUGCCUCAGCCCCGCCCCUGCUCUCCCUCUGUGCCAGUGGCCCAGAUGUCUCAGGCCCCAGGGCCCCUCAGAUGGCCACCUCAGGAGCCAUCCCGUUGACCCCUCCUCUGGAAUGGACUUGGAGAAGAGGAGGGAGGCGCUACGAUGAGGGGGGCACGGGGUGAGUCUGGACUAGGGACAAGCCUGAGCCACCCACUCUGCUCCAGGAGGCGAGGGCUCCCAGGAGCCUGCCCAGUUAUUCUCCUGUCCCAGCCCUGCCCCCGCCCACCCAGUGCCUUGCUGAGGACCAGGGCCAUGCUCUUCUCUGAACUCCGGUUCUCCCCAUGGAGGGGGCCACAGCCCAGAUGAACCAAGGCACUGAAAGAGCCAGGAGUAAGCGCGGAAGGCCUGGCCUGGCCUCUGGCACAGGCCCCGCGCCCAAUGGACCACACCGCAGCCACCUGGGUGGACGUUGUCAGAGUGCAUAAAUGAGCAAGGUGACCAGGCUGGAGCUGCAGUGGGGCUCUCUCCCUGGGCACGGGGUGGGGCUGUGUGCCAAAUGUCCCCACCAGAAAAAAGAGGUGGGGGCCCCAGGUGUGUGUGUGUCUAUCUGUCUGGGUCUGGGGUGGGGAGGACUUUGCCUCUACCCUUCACCUCUCCCAUCAUGGGCCCUACAACCAGCUGACCCCUUGUCAGCCCAGCUGCCCCUCCCAGAGUCCGAGUCUCAGUGGGCUCUACAAUGGGUCUAUGUGACCCCUUGCUCUCUCCUCAUUCAUUCCCUGGGACCACCUGUCCCCUCUCCUCUGCCUCGUUAGAUCUUACCAGGCCACUGGGGUAGGGGAGAGAUGUCAGGACCGAGAGGGAGCCCCCAGAGGCCUCUGGCCGCCUCCUCUGCCCGGGCCCACUUAUUCCCACCCUGCCCUGUGCCUCAGCCCCCUGCUGAGUGGGUAGCUUCCCUUUUCCCUGGAGGUUCCCCUCCCCCUUCCCCCCAGCCAUCUUCCUGUGCCAAGCCGCCUGGGCCCUUUCUGAGCAGAACCCACCAGGCCCGGCGUUCACCCCACACCCUGCCCAGCUUCUGCCGUGCUCUUAGUCAGGGCCCGGAGGGACACGUGAAGAAAACACUCCGAAGCCAAGGGCCGCCAGUUCCGUAGGAGAAAGGUGAACAAUGGACCUCUGACACUGGAUGAGCCAAUAAAUCAAACUCUGGCACCUCA